This is a messenger RNA of Exophiala aquamarina CBS 119918, 1578 nucleotides long. RefSeq lists its product as uncharacterized. Gene Ontology annotation, molecular function: carbohydrate:proton symporter activity. Gene Ontology annotation, biological process: carbohydrate transport; transmembrane transport. The record is from RefSeq and is a predicted model, not a curated record. The transcript has 2 exons. Gene Ontology annotation, cellular component: membrane. Bases 1 to 1578 code for a protein of 525 amino acids. Lineage: Eukaryota; Fungi; Ascomycota; Eurotiomycetes; Chaetothyriales; Herpotrichiellaceae.
AUGACUGGAUCUGCGGGCGUCCCUUAUAGGAUUAAAUGGUCACUAACAUUAUCAUCGGUAGACUCUGGUAUCAUAGCGUCCUCGAUCUCGCAGGUCGAUUUUGUCGAACGUUUUGGCGGUGAAACUCUCGCGGAUGAUGUUGCUGGUGGUAUCGUCUCAUCGUUCACCGGAGGUGCCAUAAUUGGAUCCUUGAUCCUCACCCAGAUGUCUGAUCGGUAUGGAAGACGUGCAGCUAUCUUCCUAGGCUCCCUUCUGGCCAUACUCGGCGGUGCUUUGCAAGGAGGAGCGGACCAUGUUGCCACAGUCAUUGUUGGACGGGUGAUCGCUGGUCUCGCAAUUGGAUUGCUAUCGGCCACCGUACCCAACUAUUGCUCUGAAGUAGCACAUCCGAAGAUACGGGCCUUGCUGGCCGGUAUGCAACAGUGGCAAAUCGGGCUGGGGUUUGUUUGUGCUCAAUGGAUGGGUUAUGGUUGUUCAUUGGUGGACGGGCCAUUGAGCUGGAGGCUUCCAUUGGCUUUCCAAGUGGUGCCGGCAUUGAUACUCGCGUUGGGGACAUGGUUUCUUCCCGAAAGUCCUCGGUACCUGGCUGAACGCGGAGACGAGACUGCCGCACGUGCGACACUGCAAAGGUUGCACUCCAAUCAAGAGGUCGUGGAAAGCGAGUAUGCCUUCAUUCAACAGAUGCUUGAGAUUGAGCGGCGGUCUAGCAUCGGCUGGCGUGACAUGUUUCGACAGCCCUCUUCUCGCAAGCGGCUCUUGAUAGCGUGCAGCAUACAGCUCUUCACCCAGACGAGUGGCAUCAAUGUUAUCAAUUACUACGGUCCCCGCAUCUACAGGUAUUUGGACUUCUCAACGACAAGAUCUCUCUUCAUCAUCGGCAUAUACGGUGCUCUCGCUCAACUGUACAACACAAUAUGUAUCGCUUUCGUGGAUCGGGUCGGCAGGAGGAAAUUAUUGAUCCCUUCAAUGAUUGGAAUGGGGGCGGCACUCUGCGUCAAUGCUACACUGGCGCACUUCUUCAUAGACGAGUCCGCGGGACCUGGAGAUCGCAACUCUAACGCUCUGCGGGCGAGCGUUGCGAUGAAUUUUGUGUUCUCGCCGAGUGUGCCUCUCGGUGCCGUUGGCAACUGCUCCUACGCAGCUAACCUUGACACCAACAGUGUCGGAUGCAUCAGUUGGAUAUUGUGCGCCGAGUUGUUUCCAACCGCGAUUCGGGCAAAAGGAACCUCUUUGUCGACAUUUACAAAUUGGGCGUCGAAUUUGGUUGUCGCGCAAUGCUCGCCAAUUGCGCUCUCAAAGAUGGGCUAUCGGUACUUCUACGUCUUCAUGGCUUUCAACUGGGCAGCGGCUGCAGUGGUGUACCUCUACUAUCCGGAGACACAAGGCUACACGUUGGAAAAAGUUAACGAAAUAUUCGACGACAUUGAUCUGGGUCCGUCCAAUUCAUAUACGAAUGGCGGUGUAACAACAACGACCAAACCGACCGAGAAAGUCCACCCUGCGAAGGAGGUGAUUAGCACCGUCAGUGGAUUGUAUUCCACAGGAAAGGCGGAGGGCAUUCGGGGCGCGGAGACUUGA